UACAUAAAUUAUGAGAUAAUAAUUCAAUUUUCGAAACAAUCAUAAUAAAAGUGCACUUUAUCUAAACAUUGCAUAAAUUCACGAUAAUAGUAACGCAAUAUUACAUAGAUUCCAGUUACGUGGAUAUUUCAUCAGCCAUUGCAUAUUGAUAAAAUGUCGACUAUAUUUACGAGAAAAUGUUUUAUCCAACGUCAUUUCGUUAAGUAAAAUGUAUAGGUUUCUAUUUAUUAUCUGUUUUAAUGCUGCUCUUGGGAAGGUCCUGACAACUCAAGGGUAUCCAGUGCAGCAAUAUAUUCACGUGACAGGAGGACCGCCAUACAUACCAGAUCCUCUACCUCGCCAACCAAACCAGCCAUUAGUUCCAGCGCCGAUUCCAAAACCAAAGCCGGAACCAACACCAGUACCAAAACCAACACUUCCACCGACACCAACAAAUACACCAAAGAAAGAUGCGCCUGGGUUGGACUCCAACGUACUUAAUAAUUUAGCGAUAGCUCUCCAAUUGCUAAUUGUUAGUAACAUUCUCAACUUGCCUCCUCAAGAAGGCAAUUCAGAAAUUGCUUCCAAAAUGGCUUUAGCAAUGGAUCCGUUAGAGACUCCCUAUUCACCUUCCUCAUUCAUUAUUGAAUCGCCUAAAUACGAAAUGGGACCAAAAUAUGCAGUUGAGUCAAUGAUGUCGCCGUAUAUAGAACAAGCUGUACCAAACCUUAAUUUCUUAGCUUCAAAUAGUUUUGGAGACGCGAAUAUUUAUUCUCCUUUCACACCGACCUCUAAGUUGUCGCCAAGAGCUGAAAUGGGAUUCAUGUCUCCUUACGAUGCUUUGGCGUCAAGUUCGCCAUACUCCGACCCAAUUUUGUCAACGUCUUAUGGAUCAGUACCAUCAAAAAGAGAUUUUCAGUCACCCUACGCUGCCAUAUUGUCGGAUAACAAAGACUUGUUCUCCGUGUUCGAUUUUUAUUAAUUUAUUAUAAAAAUAACUUAUUUAUUUAACAAUAAUUUAUU
Messenger RNA from Manduca sexta (tobacco hornworm), 1002 nucleotides. RefSeq lists its product as uncharacterized. The transcript has 2 exons. The record is from RefSeq and is a predicted model, not a curated record. The coding region runs from base 209 to 961 and encodes 250 amino acids. NCBI's taxonomy places the organism in Eukaryota, Metazoa, Arthropoda, Insecta, Lepidoptera, Sphingidae.